AUGUCGUGGAACAGAAUCAUCCGGUUUAUCGGCGAGGACGGCCAGGAGCACUACGGCGAGCCCGUCGUCAGCUCCGGUGCGGAACUCAUCCCGCUGCUCGACCAGGGAAAGCUGGUUGCAAAAGAGCUGUCAGGCCCUAGCCCCUUUGAGGUCUCGCCGACGGGAAAGGAGCUCCAGGUCAAGAGCUUCCUCGGGCCGCUGAGACAGUCAGACGUGCCGAUCGUUCGGUGCAUCGGGCUAAACUACAUCAAGCAUAUUCAAGAAGGCGGUCGGACCCCGCCUCCGUACCCGUCCGUGUUCAUCAAGCCCUCCGAGACCAUCAACGACUGGGGCGCCGACGUCAGGAUACCCAAGGUCGUGACCGCGCACGGCGACCAGCUCGACUACGAGGGGGAGCUGUGCAUCGUGAUGGGGAAGGCGGGCAGGGACAUCGCCAAGGAGGAGGCGCUGGCACACAUUGCGGGGUACGCGGUGGGCAACGACGUGUCGGCGCGCAAGUGGCAGCGCGACCCCUCGCUGGCGGGCGGGGUGCCGCAGUGGUGCUUCUCCAAGGGCUUCGACGGCUGGUGCCCGCUGGGGCCCAUGCUCGUGUCGCCCGCCGUGGUGGGGGCGGCCGACGGGCUGUCGCUCCGGACGUGGGUCGACGGCGAGCUGCGCCAGGACUCGGACACGGGCGACCUGCUGUUCAAGGUGGCCGAGGUCGUGGCCUUUGCCAGCCAGGGCACCACCCUGCCGCGCGGCUGCGUCAUCAUGACCGGCACCCCGGCCGGCGUGGCCAUGGGCAUGGCGCAGCCCAAGUGGCUGCGCGACGGCAGCGUCGUUGAGGUCGAGAUUGCCGAGCUGGGGAGGUUGAGGAAUAAGAUGGUAUUUGAGAAGUAG
This is a messenger RNA of Gaeumannomyces tritici R3-111a-1, 879 nucleotides long. RefSeq lists its product as hypothetical. Gene Ontology annotation, molecular function: catalytic activity. NCBI's taxonomy places the organism in Eukaryota, Fungi, Ascomycota, Sordariomycetes, Magnaporthales, Magnaporthaceae. Bases 1 to 879 code for a protein of 292 amino acids. The transcript has 2 exons. The record is from RefSeq and is a predicted model, not a curated record.